Molecule: messenger RNA, 963 nt
Organism: Hyaloscypha bicolor E
Lineage: Eukaryota; Fungi; Ascomycota; Leotiomycetes; Helotiales; Hyaloscyphaceae
Exons: 1
Coding region: 104-694 (196 amino acids)
Source: RefSeq, a predicted model, not a curated record
GCGGCCCUUUCCCAUGGCAUAGUCUCCUCGAUUGUCCCGAGUGCAGACGUUGGAGUGAUAGCAGAGGUCACCGUGGCCCACUAGGACUAGGACCAGCGCAGCAAUGGCCCCUUGGCCCCUCAGCCUAGCCAUCCCCAUUCGUAUUCGAACUUCGAAGCUUCCUGUCCCCCUGCUUGUUUCCCAUCGAGCAGCUGCUCGCCUCCGCACGAUCACCGGCUCCGUGGCCCCCGAUUCAGCUAGCCCUGAGCCGUGCAGGAAUGGUGCAGCACUGGCGCAGAGCAGUUGUACAGGAGUGCCAGUCGAAGGCCCACACCGGGCCACUUGCGUGCGGAUGGCGUUGUCUGCCCAGCCCCUGAUUAGCCGGCCCAUUCCAAGCCCGUGCAACAUCACCACCUGCCUCAACACCAAAGGACAGAGAUCUUCUAGUUUCCCCAGCGAUCGGUUUCUAAACGGCAAAACAUCCCAAUUGAUCCGGGAUGUGAUAGGUCACCCGUCCGUCAGCGAGUGCGACCUUCCUCAGCAAAUCCCACCUCUGGGAUGCCAUUUCAGGGAAGACUUUUCGCCCGGCGUCAGAUGGUGCGAGUGCAGCCCCAUCUGGAAAUCCACAACGCCGUCAUCGCGUAGGCGUCGAACACUCCAACACACAUGUUCCCCAUCCUCGCAAAAGAAACGCACCCUAUUCUUCCGCCGGUAGUGCCGUCGUCGAGUCGUGCUGGUCCGUAGUCAGAUCAUCGCACUACAUAAGGGGAUUCCUGCCUCCCCCUUUCCCAAGCCUUCUAUUAGCCCUCCUCCCAGAAUAUUUAAUUCUGCGUUUCUCAAAGGCAAUUGUCACUCGCUUUCAUACCCGUCUUCUCAACUGCACUGUUCACUCGCUCAACAUGCAGACUUCACUCGCUCUCGCUGCCCUAGCCGCAGUUGCCUAUGCCAUCCCGCAAGGAGUCACUACAAACAUCACUCCCACCU